UAAAUCAGAAUUCUGAAACGAAGAUGACGGACUCCGCGAUUGCGAAGGAAGAAUCGAUUUCUCCCUCCAGACUGCGGUCGGAGAUCGACGCCCGGCACUUCACGAUGCACGCGAGGCUGCCCGAAUUCAACAGCAAGGACCCUGGAACGUGGUUCGUGCUGCUGGAGAACGAUUUCGGCAUGAACAAGGUGCUGGACGACGGGGUCAGGUACUCGCACCUCAUCUCGCUGCUCGGCUCGCGCAUCAGCAACUUCAUGGCGGUGGUGCGUGCCCCGCCACCCACCAACAAGUACGAGUUCCUGAAGCAGCAAGUUCUGCAGAGGUGCGCCGUCUCCAAGGAGCAGCAGUUCAAAGACUUUGUGUCCAAGAUGGAGGGCAGCAACCGACUGCCUUCGCGGCUCCUUCACCGCCUGCGUCGUGAGGCUGUCAACCAUGAGGUGUCCCAGUCGGACGCCUUCCUCAAGUGCCUCUGGCUCGAGAAACUGCCAGAGUUCGUCUGGAAGACCGUAGAGCCGCACAAGAGGAGCAUGAAGCUCGACCAGCUUGCCACCCUGGCCGACAGCAUCUACGAGUCCAAGGGUCAGAGGGAGGUGGUCACGCCAAAGAGCAAGGUUGCGUCUGACUUUCUGCUGAAGGACAUUGUGCGGAGGUUGGAGUUCCUCGAGGAGUGUCAGCGGCAACGAGAUAAGUCGGCCCGAGCAGAUGAGCGCAAGAAGGCCAGAGACUAGUUGGCACGCCGCAAAGCAGGAAGUGCGUUGACGAAGGCAAAACAACCGACCGCAAAUAUGUGUGAUUAAUUAU
This is a messenger RNA of Cloeon dipterum, 801 nucleotides long. RefSeq lists its product as uncharacterized. NCBI's taxonomy places the organism in Eukaryota, Metazoa, Arthropoda, Insecta, Ephemeroptera, Baetidae. The record is from RefSeq and is a predicted model, not a curated record. The coding region runs from base 24 to 728 and encodes 234 amino acids. The transcript has 2 exons.